AUGGCGUUGGUCAACAACCUCUUUGAUGGAAGAGGAUAUCAAGAAUGGAAAAGGUCCAUUCUGCUUGCUCUAUCUGCAAAAAACAAGUUGGGGUUCAUCACUGGACCUCAAGCCAUACAACCAUAUUCAAAUUCUGCAAAUUGGCAGUCUUGGAGCAGAUGCAAUGACAUGGUCACUGCUUGGCUCUUAAAUUCACUAACGAAGGAAGUGGCUGAUAGUGUGAUGUAUUCAAGCACAGCAAAAGAACUUUGGAUGAGCUUGGAACACAGAUUUGGACAAACUAAUGGUGCCAAGUUCUUUCACCUGAAAAAGGAACUUAGUAGGUUAACACAAGGAAAUAACAACAUUGAUGGAUAUUUCACCAAGCUCAAAAAGUUAUGGGAUGAGCUUGAUUCAUUAAAUUUCACUACUAAGUGCACAUGUGCUUGUGUUUGUGAAGUAAAGCACAAGUUAGAGAAGUCUAUGCAAGAUGAGAGACUUAUGGAAUUUCUUAUGGGGCUAAAUGACACAUAUGCACAAGCAAGGGGAAAUAUUUUGAUGAUCAAUCCCUUGCCAGACAUUGACCAUGCUUAUUCUUUGAUUCUGCAUGAUGAGAACCAGAGGGAAACCUAUAUGACUCCUCUUACACCCUCUGAUUCUUCUUCAUUCAUGGUGAGUAAUGUGAAUCAGUACAAGGGUUCUCAGGUUAUCAAACAAAAUCAAAGGUCUGCAGGACCUUCAUACAGAUCUGGGAACUCAUAUCCCAGGAUGAAUGCUCCACCACAAUCACAAAGGUUUCAAAAGCAAUAUCAGUUUAAGAAUUUUAAAGGGAAGAGAUCAAAGUACAAUCCAAAUGUAUCAUGCAGUCAUUGUGGAAAAACAGGACACACCAUAGAUGACUAUCACAGACUACAUGGAUAUCCUGAAGAUUUUUAA
Messenger RNA from Lycium ferocissimum, 915 nucleotides. RefSeq lists its product as uncharacterized. The coding region runs from base 1 to 915 and encodes 304 amino acids. The record is from RefSeq and is a predicted model, not a curated record. NCBI's taxonomy places the organism in Eukaryota, Viridiplantae, Streptophyta, Magnoliopsida, Solanales, Solanaceae. The transcript has a single exon.